AGUUCGACGCUCGACGACGCUCACGCCGGUUCUAUUUAGACGCUUGAUCUGGCAGACGGAAAAACACGUGACAAGCGAUUUUUUUUUCGACAUAUUGUCAAAUAUCGUUUGGUAUUCGAAGUGAAAUUUUGAUACGAGGGAGUGUCAAAAUUUUGUGUCGAUUUCGUUAUAGGAUGUUUUGAUUCAAAAAGUGUUAUGUGAGUGAAUUUCCUUUAUAUACUAUGAAGCUGGACAGGUCUCUAAAUAUCACAAUUUUCAUUAUUUUGAUUGUUUCAGUAAAUGUUGGCAUCGGAGUUAGAAUAAAUCGACUAGAAGUGCCAGAAGUGACUAGACAUGGUAGUCCGGUGAUAUUAGAUUGUGAUUUUUCAUUAGAAGCCAAUGACCAGGACUUAGUAGUAAAAUGGUUCUUCAACAAGACUUUAGUAUACCAGUGGAUUCCAGGUACAAAGAAACGACCACAAGGCUUGGGAAUACUUAAAGAUCGGUUGAAUCUUGAAUAUGCCGCCAGUGUAGACGCCAACAGUAUUCAUAGGGCGUUACAUAUUUUGAAAGCCGGACCUGAUCUCUCUGGAGACUACACGUGUUCGGUGUCGACGCUUCAGAGCGAAGAUAUCGAGACUAAAAGUAUGCUAGUUUUAGUUUCAGGCAAAGAACUGAUAUUGAGAAAACUAAGUGCCGAAGAAGGUAUGAUAAAGGUCCAGUGUUUGGCAGAAGGUGUUUAUCCCAUGCCGUUAAUUAUUUUAGAUUCACGUGUAAGGAAUAUUACUGAAACAGAUAUAAUAUCAAGAAGAAAAGGGCAGUUGUUCGAGGUAUCGGCAAUAGUAACGUUGCCCGCUCUAGAAGUCCCCGAAGUGUUUUCCUGUAAGCUUCUCAUCCCCCAAGCGAAUUAUACAACCCGAAGGGAAAUUGUAUUUUAUCCAGGCAACAGCGGCAAUCUGAAUUCAAAUCGAGUAUGGUUCACCGUAGCCGCCUAUUUGAUAAGUACAACGCUCGGUUUCACCAUCACCUAUAUAGGCUGCUAAAACUAGAUCAAUAACUAAAUCAAUGGGAUUUUCGUAAUAUUUGAAUGUGCAAUCUUUGAAGGGACUCAUAUUGACAAAAAAACUUAUAGAAAUAAAUGUCUCAUAUGUUUAUUAGGUACAAAAGUUUUAUAAAAAUUUGAAGAGGCUUUCUGAUAUGUCCAUGCUGAUGAAAUUCAUCAAAAAUAAUUCAAAUUGAGCAUGAUCGACGAUUACGGAGGAAAAAUUGAAGUUGUAGUAAAAAAUCAACUAAUAAAUAUAUUUGUUUCCAAAAACGAGUACUGAAAGAUACAGGGCAUAAACUGAAUAGUAAUUAUUGUGAGUUCAACAAAAAAUAUGAAGGAAAAAGUUUGAUCUCCAAGUACAAUCUUACUAUUUGCAAUUAACAUAUUUCCUAUUCAUUUCAUUCCAUUCAUUCCAUAUUAUUUUUAUAUUAUAACUCGUUUUGUAUCAAUUUUCUGCCAUUCUAUAUAGUGUAGUAACUAAAUAUUUAUUAUCUGAUAUUAUAUCGAAUUUUCCAAGCAGGUAUACAAGAACAACAUCUUCAUAACAAAUUGCUCCAAGUUUUCGAAUCUGUAUUACCCCAUUAUUAAAUAACUCCCGAAGCUAUCAAAUAUACCUAAUCGUAGUUUUAAAGUUUCCGAAAACCACUUAGAGCUCAAAAUCAUUUUUGUUUCAUCUAAAACCAUUUAGAAAAUCGAUUAGUUCCGAUUCCAGAAUUUUUUAUGUGGAUUAAUUAUUCGUAAUAAAAAUAUUGUAUGCAAUUCGAGUGUAAAGGCUUUAUGUGGAUUAAGUCAAAAAAAGCCUACUUCGCCUACUUGUUAUAUAGAUAACUAUUUUAAAGAGGUGACUGCACUAAAAAAUAAAAAAAAUAUAAUUUUUAUUUUUUAUCAUAUAAUUUGGGUUUCGGAAAAAACAGAAAAAGUUUUCGGAAAUUAGUGAUCGAUACCUCAAUUAGAAUAUUCCUAGUUGUAAUGAAGUAUAAAAAUUUUUCUUUAUAACUAAUUGUAGAAAUGAUCGUCGAGAAGUUAUUUACUUAAAGAAAACUUUUCCUAUUAGUUAUUAUAAGUAUGUUCGUGCUGUAUACAAGUUUCAAAAAUCCUCUUCAACUUCCACAACUUCAAAUUUUAUUUCUGGAAGUUUAUUUAAUAACACUAUAUACGUAAUACGAUAGUUCGAAAAAGCACAGAACUGAAAAUAGUUUUGAAAUAUUUGGGUGUAUAUAUUAUGAAAUUACAGAUUUUUAUAACAAUAUUUUGUUGAUACUGUAAAAGCUUCUUAAUUAUAUUUUUAAAAUUAUUAAAGAAUUUAUUUAACAAUCUCUAUUUAUUAUUAUUAUUAUUGAAAACCUUUGGAAAUGUAAUAGUAAUUGUACACUUUCGCGGUCACCUGGUUUUUUGGCUCUAGAAAAUCGAAAAAUGGAUGGAUUUUAAUGAUCUUGGUCUUAAAGUGUUCCAUUUUACGGCGGAUUUAUAAAAAAAAGUACGAAAAUUGAAAAAAAUAAAUAUUUUUUACAGUUUCAUGACUUUAAAUGCAAAAAAAAUGACUUUCUACAUAUAAUCCUUCGUAACUGUUUCUGACGUCGUGGAAUCAAGUUCGUAUAUUUUUUUUCGCAAUUUACAUGAAAAAAUGAAUAUUUUGAAAAAAAAAAUUUCAAAAACGUUAAUUUUUUUGAAUAAUUGUGAGUUGUGGGAUUUUGUCAAUAAUAAAUUGAAAUAUAUUGACAAUGAGUUGCAACAAUUGUGAAUUGAAUACAUUUGAAGCACUUACAAUAUUCAGUGAUACAAAACAUCCUAACCUAACCUAACCUAACUUAACCUAACCUAACCUAACCUAACCUAACCAAAAUUAUAAAAUUUAUCUAUCUAUCUAACCAAAAGCUAUUAACAUUGAAGAAAAUAGUACGAAACUAUUCACGAAAAUUGAUUGUUUUUCAUCGAUUUCAUUUUAAGCUAUAAAAACUGAAAAAAUCAUUCUUUUUGGAUUUUUUUUUUAAAUUGUUUAUUGUAAAGGAUUAUUUUGCAAAACCGUUUUUUACGAUUUAAAACAGUAAAACUAUCAUAAAUUUUUAUUCCAGCUAUUUCUACUAUUUUUUUUUAUAAAUCCGCCGUAAAAUGAAACUUUUUGAGACCAAGAUCAUUAAAAUCCAUCCAUUUUUCGAUUUUCUAGAGCCAAAAAACCAGGCGACCGUGAAAGUGUAUAAUUAUCAAUGUAAUUAUCAUUUAUUUAUAUUUCAGAACGAAUAUUUUGUGUAGAUAAUUAAGAAUAAUUGUUGAAUCAAUUCACAGAUCAUAAUUUAUUAUAUAUUUUUAAAGAUAUACCUAAAAAAUUUGUUUCCUUAUAGAGAUUGAUGAUUGUAAAUAAUAUUAUUAAUAUCUUAUCAUUUCUUAUAAAAAAUAUGUCAUGUAUGAUGGAAAUUAAUGUUUAUAAUAAAACCUAUUUGUGAUAAAUUCUAUUCUAUUCAUGUUGUAUGAAAUAUUUCCUAAUAAUUUAUUGUAUGUUGAGCGUUGUAAAUAUAAAGUAGCUUCAAUAAACAUCUGAAUUUUU
Molecule: messenger RNA, 3566 nt
Organism: Diorhabda carinulata
Lineage: Eukaryota; Metazoa; Arthropoda; Insecta; Coleoptera; Chrysomelidae
Product: butyrophilin subfamily 2 member A2-like
Exons: 7
Coding region: 222-1022 (266 amino acids)
Source: RefSeq, a predicted model, not a curated record